UUAAAUCACCGUUAUCUCUUGGAAGGAAUGUUUGCAGCUUGUGGAGCUGGAGCUGAUCAAUUCAAAACCGUCUGUUCCUCCAUAGAUAAACUAGACAAAGUACCCUGGAAUGAGGUAGAAGAAGAACUUAUCAAAGAGAAGGGUUUGACUAAAGAAAACACUGAGAAAUUGGGACAGUUCGUUAGGUUACGAGAAUUUAAUCCCUCCAUGGCAAAUGUUGAGCUUUUAAACAAGUUGAUGGAGUUUGAUGAGCUUUCAAAGAACCCGAAGUUCAAAAAAGGCAUUGAAGAGCUCAAGGUGCUUGUAAACUACUGCGCACUCUUUGGGGUUGAUACGGUCAGAUUUGAUCCAUCUUUAGCAAGAGGUUUAGACUAUUAUACGGGUGCUAUUUAUGAAGCCGUUGUUCCUAAAGCGUUGGAGGGUGUCAAUCUGGAAGCAAACGGUGAGGAGCAGAAAGGGCUGCCAGUCGGUGUAGGGUCGGUUGCUGCUGGAGGAAGAUACGAUGAGCUAGUUGGCAAUUUCAUAGGACCAACAGGCUCCAAAGGAAAGGAAAAGCGACAAGAUGUACCAUGUGUUGGAGUUUCUUUUGGAAUUGAACGAUUGUUUGCGAUCAUGGAAGCAAAAAUGCAGAUUGAACAAAUGCAAGUUCGUACCACUGAGACGCAAGUUUUCAUUGCAUCCGCCCAGAAGAACCUUUUGCAAGAACGAAUGAAGCUUUGCGGUCAACUUUGGGAUGAGGGUUUCAAAGUGGAAAUGGCUUACAAAGCAAAUCCCAAAUUGCUGACCCAGUUGCAGUAUUGUGAGGACCGACUUAUUCCAUUAGUAUUGAUUGUCGGAGAACGUGAAUUACAAGAAGGAGUAGUUAAGCUGCGAAACGUGAAAACGAGGGAAGAAGAGGAUGUACCGCUCGCCAACUUGGCGGAUACGCUUCGAUCUGCUCUUUCCUCCAUGUAA
Strongylus vulgaris is the source of this 954-nucleotide messenger RNA. NCBI's taxonomy places the organism in Eukaryota, Metazoa, Nematoda, Chromadorea, Rhabditida, Strongylidae. The record is from the annotation of a GenBank genome assembly.